This is a messenger RNA of Oryzias latipes (Japanese medaka), 3558 nucleotides long. RefSeq names its product S-adenosylmethionine sensor upstream of mTORC1 (gene samtor). Gene Ontology annotation, biological process: negative regulation of TORC1 signaling. Lineage: Eukaryota; Metazoa; Chordata; Actinopteri; Beloniformes; Adrianichthyidae. The record is from RefSeq and is a predicted model, not a curated record.
GGCUCAAUUGUCAUCAAGAAUUAACCUUCUCGUUUUGGAUUUUCAAUCCAAAAUGAAAUGUAUCUUCAUUGUCUCCAAAAUGAGCACAAAAGCACUUAAAUCGGUUAAAACUAAAGAAAAAAUGUCUAUUUAAAACUCAAUUUUAUAUCUUCAGUAAGUUUUGUCAUUUUCGAUUUAAUAUAACUACAUUAAAAGUUGUAAAAUUUACGAGUUCACCUAAAUGCCUCAUGGCAGCACGCAGUCGAGGGAGGAGGCCUUUCUCUAGCUGUGAUUGGACGACAGGCUGUCAGUUCCCCAGAAUGUGUGUCAAAAUUGACCAAUCGUCUUGCGCGUUGUUGCCUGGUGGUGUCUGGCCGGUCGGAUUGCAGUUUGGAAAAAGAGAAGCGGUCAGCGGAGGCGUCGUCGGCGGAACGGAGCGAUGAAUCCCAGGGAUAAUGUAGAGACAGGGGAGACGGACUGCCACCCGGAGGGAUCCUACGUGCUGAUUCCGCAUGAAGCACCGUGCAAGCAGGAGCAGGAGAAGCUGUCGGGGCUCGUCAAAAACGUCCACAGGAAACUGCGCAGAAAAUACAAAGAGGUGGGCGACUUCGAAAAGAUCUGGCGUGAGCACUGCGAGGACGAGCAGAUGCUGAGCGAGUACGCGCUGGCCAUGAAAAAUCUCGCUGAUAACCACUGGACCAAAAACUGUGAAGGAGAGAACCGCAUCGAGUGGUGUCGCAGCGUCUGUCAGGAGUAUUUCCUGCAGGGUGGGGUGAAGAGAGUCUUAGAAAAGGAUGAGAAGAGUGCCAAGGUGGGCGCAAACCCGCCUGCAGCAUCUGUGAAUGCUCAAGCACACAGCGCCAUCCCCAGUUCCAUCUCCCAGCUGGGCAAAAUGCGCCUUCUGGAUGUUGGAAGCUGCUUCAACCCGUUCCUGAAGUUUGAUGAAUUCCUCACCGUUGGAAUCGACAUCGUGCCUGCAGUAGAGAGUGUUUACAAGUGUGACUUCCUCAACCUUCAGCUCCAGCAGCCUCUGCAGCUGGCGGGGGAUGCAGUGGAAGCCUUCCUCCGCCAGCUGCACAACCCCAUCGACGCCCUGCCCGCUCAGCUGUUCCACGUCGUGGUCUUCUCCCUGCUCCUCUCCUACUUCCCCUCGCCGUACCAGCGCUGGAUCUGCUGCAAGAAAGCCCACGAGUUGCUGGAGCUGCACGGCCUCCUGCUCAUCAUCACGCCUGACUCCUCCCACCAGAACCGCCACGCCCUCAUGAUGCGCAGCUGGCGGGUGGCGGUGGAGUCCCUGGGCUUCAAGCGCUACAAAUACGUCAAGUACUCCCACAUGCACCUCAUCGCAUUCCGGAAGGUGUCCCUGGCUACAAGCAGUGAUCUGGUGUCGCGCAACUACCCCGAGAUGCUCUACAUCCCCCAGGACUUUAACUCCAACGAGGAGGAGGACUGCGCCGACGUGCCGGCGCAGUCACGCUCCGAGUUCGAGGACGACCAGCUGGCGUGGAGCUUCAACGAGCUGCCGGACACGCCGUACGAUUCGGAUUCCGGGGAGAGCCAGAGCAGCUCUGUACCUUGCUUUCAAGAGCUGGACGACCCCAUACUGCUCCAGAGCUAGACGGAACCAGCACCCCCCCUUCUGCUGCUGCGCUGCCAAAUUCAAACCUGCUGCAUCCUUCUCCCCCCUUUUUCUCCCGAGAAAAUGCAAUUUGCACAGUGUGACCGAGAAAAGUUUACAGAUUAUUUUCUCAUAUCCACACUCCAUUAAAGAGUAAAAAUUGCACAUGCUGACACUAAGAUGGAUCUAUUUUCAUAUAUAACUAGGUUUUUCUCCUUUUUAUUUUUAAUAUUUGGAAAUUGACCCCCCUUUGUAAUGCAAAUUUCCCAAACCGUUCUCGAAAAGUCCAAAUGGGCUCGUCAACAUUCUGUCUAGAUUGGAAUAAGGUAGUGCUGAUCAAAAACAACAAGCUGAGAGGCCACGAAGGCUGGAAGGACGGCUGCACUCGCUUCUGUCACUGUCAUGCAGCAGACUAUUGAUGUGCUUUUAGUUUACUUAGACAAAAAAAAUCAUUUUUAAAUGGAAAAUAUACUCCAUACUUUUAGUCAGAUGUUAACCUGUGAAAUCUGUGAUGAUGCUGUUUGAACUGAAUGACUUCUGUAGAUUUUACAAAAAAAAAAUUAGUAUUUGUAGCAAUUUUAGAAUCCUACAGUAGAAGAAGUGUUACCCUGGUUUACUUUUGUGAAAAUGUAACUGUUUACUUCAUGUGUAAAAAGGUACAAAUGUUAAAUAGGUACUUUUUUGGGGGGGCUUCACUCAUUAUUCUGACAAAAUUUUGUUAGAUUAUAGACAUUUCUUUUAUUUUAAGAGAAAAACACCAGUGGGAGUGGGUGGCAUUUUCCCCUCACCUGUGUCCUUUCAUUUAAAAAAAUCGAACCAAUUUUUGCACUAAGUGGUAGUUUUCUAAUAGGGAGUCAUUCAGAAGAAAAGGCUGGCGUGGAGUUGACAAAACUGCUACGGUUUCAGCUGAGGACACUACCAGGUGAAGUGAAAGUGUGUUUGUGGGUCUGAAUGAAGGAGUGGACUCUGUUUUUGUGGCCUGCACUUUAUUGCCUAAUCCAGGGGGGGCCCCAGCAAAUGUGUCCUUUUAGCUCUUAAUAAUAGUCGAUGACUGGCCAAUAAAACAAUCCCAUUCAGACGAAGGUGCCUUGUAUUUUUAUGUCAGUUUUGGACAAAAUGAGUGGUUUGACAGGAUCUUCCUCUGUUGUGUUAAGGGAACAAGACAGUGUAGGUGUACAAAGUUUGUGCUCUCUAUAUCAUUUUGAGACUACAUGAGUUCUAUUUUUUUUUCUUUUUUGUUGUCUUCCAGUCUUUUGGCCCAUUUGCAUGAUUUAUUUUUCUUCAUUAUCACCGUUUCAUCCAUGCAGAACAAGGUGUGCACAUCAGACGGUUGUAUUUCUCUGUGAUAAAUGAAUGUGAUGUAUAAGUUGUGUUGUUUUUGUGUUGACUAUCCAGUGCUGCAGAUGUGUACUAAAGGGUUUCAAGUCAAGAAAGAAGCAGCAGUUAAGAAAGCUGCUUAUUUUCUUGAAAUCAGCUAGAAACCAAAAAGGUUUGAAGGCCUGACGGUGGUUAAAAUACAUUCAAUUACUUUUACCCAUAAGGCAAUGUUACUUUUUAAAGUUUUAUUAAGUAUUGUGGGAAAUUGCUGGUUGUAGUAGAACAAAAAUCAUCAAAUGAGUAAACAGUGUUUUGUCUUUAUUAUAGAGAGUUUGAUUGUUGCUUUGGCAUAUUUUCCAUCAUGAUCUCAGCAUUUCUGUAUCCUGAAAAACGUCAACGAAAAAGAAAAGUAUGGAACUGGAAAAGGAAAGUUGAAAGUGCUGCAAUAAAUAAAAAGUCAACAUGAUUCUAAUCGUUGCAUAGCCUCCUUCAGACUGGAAAGUGUAGAGUUAGGACAUCAGACCUGCUCAUCAAGCUGUAGAAGUUCCCCAAAGUUUUCUUUGUAUCUGAAAAGAAACCAAAACAUUUCUGAACCCAACACGGCUGGGUUACAUUUAGGUAAUAAAGUUUGACAUGAAGUGAAA